GGAUGCUUGAUGCAGCGCUAUCUAUCAAUCCGCGGGCUAAAGUAUUUAUCACAUGUGGUGAAAGUCCUUGAAAUUGAAAGGAUAAAUUUAUUCGAAGCGAAACAUUUCAAACAGUUCAUGUGAUAUCCGUGUGGGAGUGGGAAUCACUGUGCCGCUCUUGACCAUGCCUAACCAUACGUUGGAAAGUUCCCCCAACGCUGUCCUCAACAAGGCAGUGUUGUAUAAUUACAUGACUCUUCCUCUUCCUGAUGGCAAGGUACAAGCCACCUACAUCUGGAUCGAUGGUUCUGGAGAAGGAGUAAGAGGAAAAACGCGUACUUUGGAUUUCGUACCAUCAAAACCCGAAGAAUUGCCUAUCUGGAAUUUCGACGGUAGUUCAACAGGUCAGGCCGAAGGCCACAACUCUGAUGUAUAUCUCUACCCUGUGGCCAUUUUCAAGGAUCCUUUUUUGAGGGGAAACAACAGAUUGGUCCUUUGCGAGACCUACAAAUACAACAAAAAACCAUGCGAAACCAACAAGCGCCACACCUGCGUACAAGCCAUGGAAGCAGCGAAGGAUUCCAAGCCCUGGUUCGGAAUAGAGCAGGAAUACACUCUCCUAGACAUGGACAAAAGACCUUUGGGCUGGCCAAAGAAUGGGUUCCCAGGUCCUCAGGGACCCUACUACUGCGGUGUAGGAGCAGAUAAGGUCUACGCCCGAGAUAUAGUAGAGGCACACUAUAGAGCUUGUCUUUAUGCUGGUAUCAAUGUGUCUGGAACUAACGCUGAGGUCAUGCCUGCACAGUGGGAAUACCAAGUUGGACCAUGUGAGGGCAUUUCCAUUGGAGACGAACUCUGGAUGUCCAGGUAUAUUUUGCACCGAGUGGCUGAGGACUUUGGCGUCGUUGUCACCUUUGACCCCAAACCGAUGGAAGGUGACUGGAAUGGAGCAGGAUGUCACACCAACUAUUCCACGAAAGCUAUGAGAGAGGAAGGCGGAAUCUUGGAAAUCGAAAAAGCCAUCGACAAGUUGAGCAGAAACCACCUCAGACACAUCCAAGCCUACGAUCCAAAAGGAGGAAAGGACAACGAAAGACGUCUUACUGGCAGACACGAAACGUCUUCUAUUCACGAUUUCAGCGCCGGCGUUGCCAACCGUGGAGCCAGCAUACGUAUCCCACGUGGCUGCGCUGAAGACAAGAAGGGAUAUUUGGAAGACAGAAGACCAGCGUCUAACUGUGAUCCUUACGCUGUUGCUGAGGCCAUUGUUCGAACAACCAUUCUCAACGAAUAAGCAUUGAUAAAUAAUUGAACGUUAGGACCUAAAUUCAAAGCACAUUUACACAUUCAAUUAAUUAAUAUUUAGAUAUAUUUACAUGUUUUGAUAACUAAUUCAAAAACUGCCUUAGUUUCCGUGAAUUUAUAAGUGUUAGUUAUUAUAUGCACACGGUGGCUUUACACCUGAUAUUGUUGGCUGAACACAUAUAUUUUAUAUUCGAUUAUAUUGUUAUGAUAUUGAAUUUUUUUCUGAUCAUGUAUUUUGAUAACCAUGAGAGUAUCUCGUUUACAAAUGGUUUGAAAUAAUCUGAAUUAAUAUAUACAAUAAAGUUAUACAAACCUC
Coccinella septempunctata (seven-spotted ladybird) is the source of this 1600-nucleotide messenger RNA. RefSeq names its product glutamine synthetase-like. The transcript is spliced from 7 exons. Lineage: Eukaryota; Metazoa; Arthropoda; Insecta; Coleoptera; Coccinellidae. Bases 164 to 1273 code for a protein of 369 amino acids. Gene Ontology annotation, molecular function: glutamine synthetase activity. Gene Ontology annotation, cellular component: cytoplasm. The record is from RefSeq and is a predicted model, not a curated record.